GUGACGGCAAUGAGUCAGUGGCGUGCGUGGUCUGACCGGGAUCUACGCUUGCCCAGCUUAUCGCUCUAUCGUAAUUGUAUUGUAUCUGGCGUUAUCACGGGACCCGCUCCUACUCCGCAUCCAGUAUCAAUCAUCUCACCCUCCCAACAGCCACCGCGCCGCCUGAUCUCCCAACACUUUCUGUUUAUACUGUUGUUCUGUAAAGUUAUAUCGCACAAUUCGACAUUCCUCCAGUCGCCGUGUUUCUGUUUGCGGCUGGAGAGAGCUGGACUGACCACUGCCCUCUUCCCCAUCCAUCUCUCCGACUCCUCUCACUGAGCUUAUCGCUAUCGUGCCCGAAACCAGCCAUCACCAGCCAUCACCAGCAUGGCCUUUCGUCUGCCCACGCAGGCGCCCCCGCGUCGCCAGGCGUCCUAUUCAACGCCAGAACGCCCCUCGCUCAAGAUCCAGCCGCCAGAGCAAUCUCACGCCGAUGUUGUUGAUGACGACGCCAAAGAAUGGGUCUUGUUCUCCCCCUCCCAGGCCGCUUCCACUGCCCGCACCCGCUCUGAUUCCACCGAACGCACUGCUCGCACAGCUGGUCUGUCGCGACUGAGUGACUUUGGAUCGUUCAAUGCUGUAACUACGAACCAGGGCACAGACGAUAACGCUUCUUCGGAAGACGUCCUCGAUGACGAAGAAGAGGAAGAGGAGGAAGAUGCUACAGAGUUGGAUAGCCUCGAUGAAGGACUCCGCGAUUUCCGCGAAUCCAACCUGCCAGAUAAAAGUAAUCCAGUGCUGCCCACACACGACGGUCUAGGAUCAUUCCAUGCAUCCGGACAGUUGGCUCAGGAUCGCUUAUGGCAGUUCGAGCAGUAUAACCCGCACCGCCAAGCAGAUGCUACUCAUACACGGCGUUCUAGCGUCCAGAAACAUCUCGAAACUGUGGAUGAGCAAGAGUCGAAGGCUGAUCGAGAGCGAUGGCAGCGUAUUGAAAAAUGGAGGACGGAGCAGAGCAGGAUACUGUUGCAAGAAAUCGAGCGGGAGACCAAACGUCGCCAGCGUCGUAAUAGUCGUGGUACAUCAUCCCACAUGACGGAAACGCUGGAUAGUAUUUCAGAAACCAACCAGGCUGAUUUAUCGACGUCGUCGUCGACGGAUACUUCGGUUCAGGGUGAUUCGCCGGAAGAAUCGUUCUGGAAGCGUAUUACUCGCAAGGUCAUCCGUGAUUUGAUUGGCAUAAAUGACUCUAUUCUCUCUGUGAUUCUUGGCGAGUCGCUGGUAGAGGAUGCUGAUUUGACUCAAUUUGCAGAGAGCAAGGGACAGGCAAAUGCUCAUGGCAUUGAAGAUGCGAUCAGAGAUGUUCCCAUCACGUCAUCAAGCGAUGAUAACAUGUGGCAGGAGAAACUCAUCCAGCGAAUUGCCCGCGAAUUAGGCAUUCUGGUCAACCAGAUCUGGGAACAUCCAGGAGCAUUUAGCACAUAUCUCCGUGUAGAAAACCCCUCUGACUUCUACGCGGGCAUUCCCGUUAAACCAUCGGAAUCAACAUCACAGUCUACAAGAUCUCUACAGACCCAACCAGACGAAAGCAAUAUACUAUCUACAACAUCCCCUCACUUUACCCCAACAUUAAAGGACCCCGUCACAGCUGAGCACGCCGCACAAUGGGGAAUCGAGGAUGAUGAGAUCGGUGCAAACCACAGCAGAGGCCCACAUGAGCCGCUCUCCGACUCGGCAUAUUUGAACCAGGAAUACGCAUACUGGGAACGCGACCUGGACAUAGCAAUGGUCUUCAGAUAUCUUAAGAACCGAUUCCGCAAAACCGACACUGGAAACAACACCACCACCCGAUCCAUGCACAGAGAGCAGCAGGACGCAUCCAGCCGCGCGGCGGUGAUCCGUCAACACCACCCACUGGUUGCUCGUGCACAUGCGCGGUCUCAAGCGCGCCAGUCUUCGCUCCGUACCCAGUUCCAUGCAGCGGGCAUCCCAACGCCGGCAUCCCCAAUCUCUCGCCAUCGCUUCCGUCGACCCAGUUCGAGCUGUGCCAGCCAGAGCACCAGGGUCUCCGCAAAGCGACUAGGCAGUGGCUCGAGUCGCCAUUACUGGGAUAUCGGCGGCAGUGUUGGCAGCGGCAGCGCAGCUGUCUCUGUCGGCGGACCUACCGGCGUUGGAACGUGGGGAGAAGCAUAAUAAUAUUAAUACGUGUCGUCGCACAGUGGACAAAGUUGCAUACCAAUAUACCAAUCACAACUGGAGUGGCGUUUAUAUAUUAUACAGCAAGGGGUUUGGGAGAGACGAGAUAUAUGAGAAACUGAUAGAUGUUAUGAUUGCCUAUUUUUUAUUUAUUCUGGAAUUGCGUUGCUUUGCUUGUUUUCGUUUGCGGGCUUUUCUGAUGGGAAUGUUUGUUGAAUGGUUGCUCUGCAUGUAUACACCCAGAACAUCUCAUGUAUGCCCACACGGGCUGGAUAUUUAUCAAUAGCUAAUGGUCUUUGCUCAUGGUAUUAAGGAGGAUACUGCAUGGCUGGUAUUAAGGAGAAUAUAUUCCA
Molecule: messenger RNA, 2528 nt
Organism: Talaromyces proteolyticus
Lineage: Eukaryota; Fungi; Ascomycota; Eurotiomycetes; Eurotiales; Trichocomaceae
Exons: 1
Coding region: 367-2172 (601 amino acids)
Source: RefSeq, a predicted model, not a curated record